Messenger RNA from Annulohypoxylon truncatum, 1540 nucleotides. RefSeq lists its product as uncharacterized. NCBI's taxonomy places the organism in Eukaryota, Fungi, Ascomycota, Sordariomycetes, Xylariales, Hypoxylaceae. Bases 271 to 1065 code for a protein of 264 amino acids. The record is from RefSeq and is a predicted model, not a curated record. The transcript has a single exon.
AUCUCAGACUAGUAGGUAUUUCCAGGGACAGAAUACCCAGAAUUAUACUGUGAUGGUAUGCUAAGUGGAAGUAUCUUUUUACUAACAGUACAUUUGUGCGCUGCUCAAUACUAAGGUAAUUUUUAGCCUCACCUGCCGAAGAAUACCAGCAUAAAAACUUUCCCAAGGCUGACCCGCAUACCUAUUCGAACUUCUUACUUUUCCCGGUCUGACCAGAAUUAUGAGUUGCUUGACAACUAUCUGUUAGACAGGGACCGGCCUAGGUAGAUCAUGACAAGCUGGCUCCUCGGCCGGCCCUCUGGACUACCACGAUUUGCGCCUUAUCUCCUUACCCUUCGACGAUGUGCAAGCAACGGAAACCCGUACGGAAAUAUAAGCCCAGAGGGGAUUCUUCUGUCGGGGGAAAUUGGUGCGGGUGAACCAGUCCGCUCAGUAUCCAGAAAAUACCAGAUUUCUCUUCCUCACCCACGCGUCUUCCGCCACAUACCGAUGGCUCAGAUGAAGAUAAAGGACAAUCCAUGCAAGCUGAGUAUACAAUACGCCCAAUGCCACGUUUUCGAUGAGGCUUCGACCAAGUACCUCGACAAAUAUGAACAUCCAUUUGCGAAAUCGGUCCUGAAUAUGUACAUCAAAAAGAAGGAGACUCCUCUAUGGCAUAAGGUGUUUGCUCGCCCCGAGGCCAAACCAUUUCCGUGUAGAGUUGCGACGAAGAGAAUUCGACACGCAUUCUUAGACGCAUUGGCAUACCAUGGAUAUGAUCGAGAUGGCAGAAAGAUCACGAAAGAUAAUUCGAGUGUAAUUGCGGCCUUGCACGGGACUGUGAAGUUGGUUUGCGGAGAUCCGAAGGCCGCCUGCAAUAUCAAGUUCGCGGAUCUCUUGGAGCAGGCCAAACUGGUAGUGGCCGGGAUUGAACCAAUGCUCGCGAGGGACAAGAAUGGGCAAUAUAUCAUAGCCCCCCGACAACAAACCAGAAACCCAAACAAUAAGUCGAACAAGUCGAACAGGUCGUAUGAUAAUAACAACACAGGCACGCGCUCUGGCACACGACCAGCACGGCGUUACUAGCACUCCUGUUAGAUGAUUCAUAUACUCACAAUAUAAUCAUAUGGAACUUAUAAUAUCCGUGUACAAUGCGCGUACUAUAUGGGAAUCUGAGUAGAGGCAAUGCUGUAGUAUAGAAAUACAUAUGUAUGAAUGCAGUUGUAGCUGUAUGCAUCGAUUCCGUGCUACGGGAUAUGGAUUGGAUAUGACGCUGGAUGGAUCUCAAUAUAAGUACCUCGGUACCUAGUCUAAGGGUUUACCUAGCGUACCCAUGGUAGUCACAAUCGUCCUCUUCUGAAAUGUGGUUACUCUGGGAAAGGAGACAUUACAAGAUCGCCUGUUUUAUGGUUUAUUAUACAUCUAGAUACAUAGUGCCUACCUAAUUAUUUGCAUAAGAGUUUGCGGGGUGGUGGAAGUACCGAUGUGUCGACGCUUCCCUAGCAGAUUCGAUACGUAACACGUGGGAUAAUUUCCUGAGACGCGAAAUCGAAUCGCCGCC